AUGGAUGCAUUGGUGCAACAGUCACCAGAGUAUGUUUCACUUGUAUAUGGUGCCAUGAAGCUGGUGUCAGUCGGUGUCGUAAAUCAUGAGAAGUCUCUUGCAAUAAUUACGGACGGAUUGUGCCAAGUAGCAGACGUCCUUCCUCGUAUGGAGAACACGGUGAAUUUAUACCCCACAGUGCAGAUGCGUAAAUAUAUGAUCAUGCUCCAAGCUCAGAUCAUAAAAUUUCUCACAGUCUCACUAUCCUGGUUCAAAGAGAGCAGGGCUCUUCAUAUUCUCCAUUCAGUCACGCAGCCUCCCCAAAUUCAAUACAACGAUCUCGUUGAGAAGAUUGAAAUUCUGUCGCAAAGUAUCUCCAUUACAGCCCAACUCAGUAGUUUUGCAGAACAGCGAGAUAUGCACUCUGUGACGAAGAACAUCAUGUCAAAGCAAGAGAGUUUAGAAGAUCAGGUCGAUGACAAGUUUAAAAAGAUCUCCCAAGAGCUUUGUGAACUCAAGACCGCUGUGGUGACUGCCCAGACUCUCAACUCGAGCGCACAAGUCUCGAUGCAACAACAACUUUCCCAACUGCAGCUGAUGAGCUUCAUCAACAACCUCAGCUUAAAUGUUACUCUGGAUCCAACAAAGAGUCUCCAGAUGUAUUUCUUCGCUCGCAAACGACAACACACGCGUCAAGCAGACGGCUCAGCUUUCUGGUUGGCUUCCAAAAUGCAGAAUUGGAAUUCAAGCAUAGCAUCCUCACUUUUGAUGGUAAAAGGAAGCCACAGACUGCGGAAUGAAAUGAAGAAGUUUUCUGCAGACGCCAUACAACUGCUUCGAGAGUCCAACAUACCUGUAAUAUGGGCAAUAAAAACCAGCGAACCGCAGACACCGACACCAAUAGGCAACACAACCACGAUCGAUAUUAUCAAAAGCCUCAUACUCCAAGCCAUCAACCUCAAUUCAUCUCUCCACACCGAGCCCAGUCUCUGUUCUCACUUACAAAUGUAUCUCUCCGCCAAAACCGAGGCAGACUGGUUGGUUCUCCUCGCAUCUGUGCUGAAAGGCAUCCCACUUUUAUAUAUCAUAAUCGACAUCCAACUUCUGUUCACGCCCACACCAGAGUCAUCUAUUGGGUUUUCUUGGCCGACGGGAAUCUUUGAACUUUUCAAAGAGCUUUCAGAACGAGAUAGUAAGACCGUCGUGCGCGUCUUGAUGCUGAGCUAUGGCUCGUCUUUUUUUACGCAAGAUGAUAUGAGAGGGUAUAGUAGAGAUAUUCUUGUUGUUGGAAAUAAGAAGCAGGCGGCUAAGGAGAUGAAGAGAGGGUCAAGGAAAGAGGCGAAAGGGCAAAGAGGUGGACAGAGAGGGGAUUUGGAUCUGGGGAAAAUUCCGCACAGGCGGAUGAAACGAUGA
Molecule: messenger RNA, 1392 nt
Organism: Botrytis byssoidea
Lineage: Eukaryota; Fungi; Ascomycota; Leotiomycetes; Helotiales; Sclerotiniaceae
Exons: 2
Coding region: 1-1392 (463 amino acids)
Source: RefSeq, a predicted model, not a curated record